GAAGGGUGAAGAGCAUGUGAAAUGCAAACAAAGUAAAAUUAUUAGGACAUUAUAUCGUCAAAAAACACAUUCUGAAGCAAAUUUCGUUUGAAGUUUUGAUGAAUUAUUGCCAAAAUGAGUUCUAAUACGUUCACAAAAUACACCAAGUAUACAAUUGCAGAGCUUGAACGGUAUGUUGUAAAUCCAGCCGCCUGUGUAGAAAAAAUAGAAUGGAUAGACAUUAUUUCUGUUUUACCCAAAUAUCUUAACAACAUUGCUGAUGGUGUAAAAAAUUACCUCUCCAAAAAAAUUGGAACCUACGACAGAAAAAUUGACGGUGUAAUUUUGGCUUUUAAGAAUACAAAGAUUCUGAGUCCAUUAAUGGCGAUUCGUCCCAAUAGCGUGCGAAUACACAUGAAAAUUAAGACAGAUUUCUAUAUUUUUAAACCGAUCAAUGGGUCUGUUGUGGAAGGAACGAUACAGUAUGUAUCUAAUAAUUACCUUAGUGCAGUUAUCUAUCGAGUUUUCAACGUUACUAUAAAACUGCAGUCGAAAAUGCUCCUGAAUAUUGCUCGUGGGAGUGAAAUAAAAUUUAUCAUUAAAUCAUACGAUUUGAAAACAGAUUUGCCCUACAUUGAAGGAGAACUAAUUGAUACAGUGAGCAAAAGCGACUAUUUCAGGCCAAAUGGUAUUGAAACCAACAAUAUUGCAUUCAACAGUGGAACGCAUAUUGCAAUAAAGCGAGAAAAAGUUUCUGACGGAUCUUUCAGUAGUCGACAGGUUGCAUGCAAACCUAAAACAAAAGACAAAAUACGGAAUCACAAGAAAACAAACACUAGUAAUUGUGACAAUAGCAUGCUUACUGAUGAAGAAAUGGAACAUUCUAUUGCUGCUAUUCUAAAAAGUUAUGAGAAGGAAAUUAGCGAUACGGCUGAUUCAGUGCACGAUUCACAUCCAUUAGAACAAUCGCAAAAGUUAACUUCCAAGGCAGAAGACAAAUCAGGACGUAUUGGAUUAAAAAAGAAAAAGAAAUCUAAACGAUGUGAUAUUGAAUCUAUGAAAGAAGCUCUUCUCAAUGAGUUUGCUUCUAGUCAUGAUUUUAAGCAAACCCCGGAAUUAAAACCAACAAUUAAUUGCCUAGAUUUUGUAACAAAAGAAAAAAAGUCUAAAAAGCGCAAAAAAGAUUCAGUUUGUAGUAAAUCUGAUGAUUUCGAGGCAUCGAUCAUGUCUUCUCUGUUAAAAGUCGCUGCUGAAGCAGAAAAAGAAAAGAUUACAUCAGCACACAAGAAAGAAUCGAGGAAAUCAGUUCGAUUUGAUGAUACGAUAACAGAAGUCUCGUUUAGUGCAUUAGACAGUUCGGAACUUAUGGAAAUAUCAUAUUCAAAAGCACAAGGGAUGUCCUCUACAUUAAAAAAUAGUGUCUAGAAAUAGUUAUAAAAUAUUUCGUUUGCAUUAAAGUGCUUGCACGGUUAUC
This is a messenger RNA of Sabethes cyaneus, 1453 nucleotides long. RefSeq lists its product as uncharacterized. The record is from RefSeq and is a predicted model, not a curated record. Lineage: Eukaryota; Metazoa; Arthropoda; Insecta; Diptera; Culicidae. Gene Ontology annotation, cellular component: RNA polymerase I complex. The transcript is spliced from 2 exons. Bases 115 to 1404 code for a protein of 429 amino acids. Gene Ontology annotation, biological process: DNA-templated transcription initiation.